Messenger RNA from Ectocarpus sp. CCAP 1310/34, 2034 nucleotides. The record is from the annotation of a GenBank genome assembly. NCBI's taxonomy places the organism in Eukaryota, Phaeophyceae, Ectocarpales, Ectocarpaceae.
AUGGUGGAAGCGGGACACGCUUCAGCGGACAAUGGUGCUCAAGAGACCCCGGCUCAACAGACCCCGGUGGUCUCUCAGGUGAAGCCCGACACCAAGGAAACUGCACCAGUAAGAGCUAUUGAAGGCAAAGGUGGUGGGGACAAGCCGGCCACGCGGCAGUCGCGGGACCCCGCCGCAGCCACUACAUCUUCGGAGGGCGUAAGAACGAAGAAAGGGCAGGACGUUUCUGGCGUCGAGAGGCAGCCAACCCCACGCCCCGGGCAUGGCAGUAGCAGGGCGGCUGGGAAGUGGAAGGGUACCCCAGUUUGGAGAACGUCGCCGGAGCAGGGCAAGUCUGCGACAAAUCCAAGGAACACUGCACUUCUGUCAGGAAUGGGUGCGUUCUUUGUGACCCCGGAGCAAACAAGCCCAUGCAAGCUUCGCUACAAAUGCAGCAGGGUGCACUCGAACCGUAGAAGUUCCCCACCUUCGGCAAGGUCGCCUGGGCUGGCCGAAACAGCGACGACUCCAACAGGCACGGCGUCAUCGACAGCGGCGCGUGUACCCGCUUCGGAUAACCCGGCCUCUAGGAAGCCGCCGGAUCCGGCGAAAGCGGCGACGACUCCAAGAGGCACGGCUGCAUCCACGGGGGCGCGGUUCUCUUCAACGGACAAGCAGCUUUCGACAACGACCGGCCAUCGCAACAACAACGAUGACAGGUUGGCGGCGAUCGGUAGGAGCAACCCGUCUUCGACGGCGUCGCCGCACCCGGUUAAAACAGUGACGACUCCACGAGGCACGGCCUCUUUGACAGCGACUCGUGUUCCGUCUUCAGCCAGGCAAAUAAAAACACCCAUACCGACCAAUCAUCGUAUUGCUGACAGGGCGGUCAAGAUUGGGCAGGGUAACCCGGCCUCGACAACUUCGCCUCAUCCGGCCAAGACAGCAACAACUCCGAAAAACACAGCGGUGUCGACUGGAAAUCGUGUGUUAUUUGGGACCAGACAGCCAACAACACCGGCCACCCUUCACGCUGGCAGGACGGCAAAGGAUGCUACGAUUAGCCCGGCCUCGACACCGUCGCCGCAUCCAACCAAAACAGCGGUGACAACUCCACGAGGCACGGCGGCAUCGACAUCGACUCGUGUGCCCUCUUCAGCCAGGCAGCCAACAACGCCGACUGGCCGUCGCGGUAACCACAAGGACAGGGCAGUCACGAUCAGGCGGGGUAACCCGGCCUCGACAACUUCGCCGCACUUGGCCAAGGUAGCAACGACCCCGAGAGACAGAGCGAUAUUGACUGGAAAUCGUGAUUUCUUUGGGCCUAGGCAGCCAACAACACCGACCAGCCUUCGCGUCGUCAGGGCGGUAAAGAAUGCUAAGAUAGGUUCGGCCUCGACACCGUCGCCGCAGCCGGCCGAAGCAGCGGUGACGACUCCACGGGGCAUGGCAACAUCGGCAUCGACAGCAUCGGCAUCGACGCUCGUUCUCUCUUCAGCCAGGCAGCCGACAACGCCGACUGGCCGUCGCGCGAAGACACCAACAAGUACGCCGAGCGCGACACGCGACCGGAUUUCACUCGUCGCUCGCCAGGCAGCAGAAGAGAUCCGACGUCGCAGCAUGAGUGCCAGGGCGUUCAUGAACCGUGGCGGCAAGUUGGCGUCAGGAAGAUCGCCGGAGCAGGCCGAUGCAACGACGCCCUCAGAAAUCAGUUCUCUAUUGGCGGAUACAUCUUCCUCUGCUGUCGCCAGCAACUCAGCGCAAGGACUUGGCAGCACUAGCAGCGGAGGGACCAUCGAGGGUAGACAUGCUACGGCCGAAUUAUCCGCUGGGGCCCCGGCAGACCCUGGGUCCGGGGUGGAGCCUUCCCCAAUCGUUCCUGCCAUGGGCGAGAAAUCGUUGCUUGAGGCCGGAGGCCAGACAAGGGACCACCCUGUUCAGCGGCCCAGAUCGGACUUCGCACCGAGGCCAACGUGCUCAAUGGCGGAAUACAUGAUGCCCCAGAUCCAGUUGCUGAAUGCUCUGCAGCGCACCGUGCUGCUAAGCCCGUUUUAG